AUGGAAAAAAUUGAUCUAGAAGACGUUGAUGAUGCCAUACUACGAGAAAAGCUGUUCGUGAAGGCAGCUUCGAAGUUUUUAAAGACAUUGGAGUUCAAGAAGGUUGAGGAAGAAUAUGACGGAGAGCUAAUGAGAUCUCAAAAGGAGAUUGAGCAGGGGGAGAAGGAUGCACGAAGAAAGGCUGAAAAGAUGAUGAAAAGACACAAUGAAAUGAGGCUGAAAAGGAAGUCCAAGAUGUCUGAAAUGGACUCCGACGAUCUUGAGCCAGAAAGCUUCAUUGCGCCUAUGCUAAGCAAUAGGGAAACUAGAAAGAAAAAUAAAGGAAAGCAUCCUGUGAACAAGUCACUAAAAAGAAGAAAGAUGAAGAAGAGGCAAAAAAGACAUAGACACUAA
This is a messenger RNA of Encephalitozoon romaleae SJ-2008, 393 nucleotides long. RefSeq lists its product as hypothetical. NCBI's taxonomy places the organism in Eukaryota, Fungi, Microsporidia, Unikaryonidae. The transcript has a single exon. The record is from RefSeq and is a predicted model, not a curated record. The coding region runs from base 1 to 393 and encodes 130 amino acids.